AUGUCAACGUGGCUGAAAAUAUCUGUGGAACCUCUCACGCUAUUGGUCCCCCUAGUUUCGGCCUUUCACCAACCAGCAAACACCUACAAUAUAUACAUACCUAGAGUCCCAUGUUUGCACUUCAAGAGAGCAGCCUCGACAACAUCAAAUAAACGACACCCAAUAAUCUAUUUAAUUCAAUUUCGGAACGUUAAUUCGGCAUCUCUGCAAAUCCCUAUAGAUACCACAAAAUGCACUGUGAUGUUCACCUGUUGA
This is a messenger RNA of Morchella importuna, 255 nucleotides long. RefSeq lists its product as uncharacterized. The coding region runs from base 1 to 255 and encodes 84 amino acids. The transcript has 5 exons. NCBI's taxonomy places the organism in Eukaryota, Fungi, Ascomycota, Pezizomycetes, Pezizales, Morchellaceae. The record is from RefSeq and is a predicted model, not a curated record.